This is a messenger RNA of Cooperia oncophora, 1509 nucleotides long. The record is from the annotation of a GenBank genome assembly. NCBI's taxonomy places the organism in Eukaryota, Metazoa, Nematoda, Chromadorea, Rhabditida, Trichostrongylidae.
AUGGAAGCUGAAGAGAAAAUCCGAGGAAAAAAGAAAAAUAACAUAUAUCGUCCUGUUCUUCCUGAAGGAUAUACCGUCGAUGCUGAUGAAAUGGUGGAUGGCUUGUCGCAGAGCAAGGAGAGCAAUGUGCCAUCAUCCAGAAUUGGUCGCCUGGCUUCGUUUGGUCAGUUAGCUUUUGGACUUGCCGGAGGAGCUGCAGCUGAAGCCACUCGUCGAGCAUUUUCAUUUGGAACAGCGGCAGUUGCAGAAGGGCAGCCCACGAAUCCACUCUUUUCUUCUGCAAACGCCGAUAGGAUCGUUCAGACGUUAUGCCGGGUAAGAGGAGCUGCUCUAAAACUUGGUCAGAUGCUUUCAAUACAAGAUCCCGAGACCGUUUCCCCUGCACUCCUCGAAAUUUUUGAGCGUGUUCGUCAGAGUGCAGAUUUUAUGCCUUUAAAACAGGUGGAGAAACAAAUGUUUGCCGCGUUUGGAUCGGACUGGAGGACGCGCUUUGCUUCUUUUGAAGAUCGUCCAUUUGCCGCGGCUUCAAUUGGACAGGUUCAUAGAGCUGUUUUACCGGAUGGACGUAAAGUGGCAGUGAAAAUUCAGUAUCCGGGAGUUGCAGAGGGAAUCGACUCUGACAUCAACAAUCUCAUAUCCGUACUUGGAAUAGGUGGAAUCUUUCCGAAAGGGUUGUUUUUGGAGCAAUUCGUGGAGGUAGCCCGCAAAGAACUCGCCGAUGAAUGCAGGUAUUUGAGAGAGGCGCGUGCUAUGAAGAAGUUCCGUGAGCUGCUUGCUGACUCAAAUGACUUCUACAUUCCUGAAGUAGUGGAUUCGCUUACGACUGACCGAGUUCUGACUGCAGAAUACGUAGUUGGAAAACCGGUUGACAAGUGUGUGAAUGAGCCGCAAGUAGUUCGCGACUACAUCGCUGGGAAAUUCAUCGAGCUUUGUCUGUAUGAGAUUUUCAUGUGGAGAUUUAUGCAGACCGAUCCGAAUUGGUCAAACUUCUUCUUAGGAGUUCACCCAAUAACGGGCAAACCUCGUAUGAUACUUCUCGAUUUUGGCGCGACACGUUCUUACAGUAAGAAGUUCGUCGAUUGUUAUAUGAAAUUGAUAAAGGCUGCAGCGGACCUGGACACUAAAAGGAUAACUGAAUUAUCAAAAGAGAUUGGCUUUCUGACCGGUUAUGAGUCUUCUGUCAUGGAAAAGGCCCAUGCUGAAUCCGUCCUUAUUAUGGGCGAAACUCUGGCAAGUAAUACUCCAUUCGAUUUUGCUCGACAGAGUGUUACCAAAAAGGUUCAAAAACAUCUGCCAGUCAUGCUAGAGCACAGAUUGAAAUCUCCUCCAGAGGAAAUCUACUCCCUGCAUCGUAAACUCUCUGGCUCUUACCUGCUGGCCACUAAACUGAAAGCUGUGGUCUCAUGUGGUGCUCUUUUCAAUGAGAUUUACGAUAAUUAUUCAUUUGGAGAAGAUGGCAAAGAUAUAGACAUCGAUUCACCGGAAGAAAUUGCUGCUCAGAAGGCAUAA